AUGACCACUGGUGGUGUACCACAUUGCGCAGGCUACGUCCAGACUGUUUCGCGUCAGAUUCUGCUCCGCCUUGACUUUCUCCAUCAGUCAGGCAUUGUUCAUUGUGACCUGCAACCCGCAAAUAUCAUGGUUUCGAUGGCUGGGCAUGCAUGCAAGGACUUUCUAGAACCUCCUGAGUUUAGCCCCGUGAAGUGGCUGGAAGGCGUGACACAAGAUGACAGUGCACCCCGGUAUCUGUUGCCCUCACAGAGACGCCGAGGUCAACUGGAUCAUGCAGAUUUUACUAAACUUGUGGUCAAGAUUGGGGACCUGGGAGGAGCCCAAUGGGCGCAAAAAUGCGACCAGCCGCCCGUAACACCAAUCUCCCUGCGCGCACCUGAGUUGAUUCACAGAGAACACUGGGAUGUUGGUAUCGACAUCUGGAGUUUAGGUUGUCUGAUAUUCGAACUCACGACAAACCAGCCACUAUUCCCUCUGGAUGUGUUCGGCCUUGCACGCGAGGAGAUUGAUGAACAGCAUGAUUCCAUCAUCACGCAGCGACUUUGUAUUGAUGGGCAGAGAGGUCAGGAGUUUGCUGCGUAUGUGAAGGAGAGGCUUCCGGGUGACUUUGGUUCUGAAAAUGCACACAGUCUUGCAUCUUUCUUGUUGGAUAUGCUGCAGAUCAGCCCGGAAAGACGACUGCCAGCGAAGGAUCUACUCAGCGCCCCCUUUUUACUGGGGAGAUCUGAAGGGUAG
Aspergillus terreus NIH2624 is the source of this 735-nucleotide messenger RNA. RefSeq lists its product as uncharacterized. Bases 1 to 735 code for a protein of 244 amino acids. The record is from RefSeq and is a predicted model, not a curated record. Lineage: Eukaryota; Fungi; Ascomycota; Eurotiomycetes; Eurotiales; Aspergillaceae. Gene Ontology annotation, biological process: intracellular signal transduction; protein phosphorylation. Gene Ontology annotation, molecular function: protein serine/threonine kinase activity; ATP binding. The transcript is spliced from 4 exons. Gene Ontology annotation, cellular component: nucleus; cytoplasm.